UUUUUUAGACAAAAGUCAAACGAACGAAACGAAACAAGUUUUUACUCGUGUGUUGUGUGUGUAAAGUUUUCAUGUGAAUUAUUUUUCCACUUAAUAAUUAUUUACUCAUCAACCGAUUUGGAAUAUCGUUGUGUCCUUAAAUCAAAUUACGUUAUGUGCUUCUAAUGACGACAGAUGAAGACAUGCACCAUGGCUGGGAAAGAUGAGUGUGAAGAUGAAGUUAUUUGCCAAGCGUUCAUGGUGAAGAGAUCCCAGAAUAAGAAACGCUUCACUCCGGUGAACUAUAAGGAGCGCUGGUUCAUACUCACUAAGAAGUUCCUCAUUUACUAUGAUACUGAUGGAGAGCGACGCAAGGAGCGCGGGCGCAUCGCCACCGAGUCCAUCCACACGGUGGAGCAGGCGCAGCUCGGCGAGCUCAGCAAGCAGAUCCCCGACGGAGACGCGGAGAAGAGCCCGCUCUUCCGGUUCCCCUUCCAGGUGGGCUACACGGAGCUGAGUAACGACUACACGUUGUAUCUCGUCGCUGACGGCUUCGCGGAGCGCCUGCAUUGGAUAACUACUAUCAGGAGCAUCUGCGUAGCGAACCCGCGGCGCGCGCGCUACCACCCGGCGGCGUGGUCGGCGCGCCGCUGGGGCUGCUGCAGCGGCGCGCGGCGCGCCCCCGGCUGCGCGCUCGCCGCCGUGUGGCCGCUGCCCGAGCCCGAGCCCGAGCCCGCGCCCGACACACCGGUGACAGCGGUAGUGACGAUGCCGGGGGGAGGGGGCGCCCCUCCGGGCACACCCUCGGCCAAACCAAAGGAAAAACCACGACCAAAAGUAGUGGUUGCGCUGUAUCCCUUCAAAGCUCAAGAAACUGGUGAUCUCUCGUUAGAAAAGGGAGCGGAGUAUGAGGUGAUCGACGAUUCUCAGGAGCAUUGGUGGAAAGCCAAAGAUGAGCAUGGGUCAGUUGGAUACAUCCCAAGUAAUUAUGUUAAGGAAAAGGAGUCGUUAGGAUUACAGAAAUAUGAAUGGUACGUAGGCGAUAUGUCUCGGCAAAGGGCAGAAUCUCUACUAAAGCAAGAAGACAAAGAAGGCUGUUUCGUGGUUAGGAACUCUUCUACGAAAGGAAUGUACACACUCUCCUUAUUUACCAAAGUCAACCACCCGCAAACGAAGCACUACCACAUAAAGCAGAACAGCCGCGGCGAGUUCUACCUGUCGGACAAGCACUGCUGCGCGAGCAUCCCCGAGCUGAUCAACUACCACAAGCACAACAGCGGCGGGCUGUGCUCGCGGCUGAAGACGUCGCCGUGCGACCGCCCCGCGCCGCCCACGCCCGGACUGUCGCAUGACAAAUGGGAGAUCGACCCUUCAGAGCUAGUCCUACUAGAAGAGCUGGGCGCGGGCCAGUUCGGCGUGGUGCGGCGCGGGCGCUGGCGCGGCCGCAUCGACACCGCCGUCAAGAUGAUGAAGGAGGGCACCAUGUCCGAGGACGACUUCAUUGAGGAGGCCAAGGUUAUGACCAAACUCCAACACCAGAACCUAGUGCAGCUAUACGGCGUGUGUUCCAAACACCGGCCCAUCUACAUAGUGACUGAGUACAUGCGGCACGGCUCGCUGUUCAACUACCUGCGACGCACCGCGCCCGACCAGCUGGGCCCCGCCGUGCUACUGGACAUGUGCAUACAGGUGUGCAAAGGCAUGGCGUACCUGGAGCGGCACAACUACAUCCACCGGGACCUCGCCGCAAGGAACUGUCUAGUCGGCGACGAGAACCAAGUCAAAGUGGCAGACUUCGGCCUAGCGCGAUACGUGUUGGACGACCAGUAUACGAGCUCCGGGGGCACCAAGUUUCCUAUCAAGUGGGCGCCGCCUGAAGUGUUGAAUUACACGAGGUUUUCCUCCAAGUCUGAUGUGUGGGCUUUUGGUGUGCUGAUGUGGGAGGUGUUCACGUGCGGCAAGGUGCCGUACGGGCGCAUGAAGAACUCAGAGGUGGUGGAGAUGGUGCAGCGCGGGCAGGUGCUCGAGAAGCCGAAGGGCUGUCUCAAUGAGAUUUAUAAUGUGAUGCGGCUGUGCUGGCGGCACGCGCCGGACGAGCGACCCUCAUUCCGGCUGCUCAAGGAGGAGCUCGCGAGCGUCGCGCAGACCGUGCUCGCCGACUGACUGCGAUUACUGCUGCAGCUGCUCGGCUCGGCGCCCGGCCCGCUCUAGGAUGCACCAAGACAACGACUUGGGGAGAGAAUCUCGCUUGACACUUUUGGGUUCCUGCGAUAAAAUACCUUGCCCGCGGUCAUCGCCCGCUCUAGGAUGCACCAGGACAGUGGGGAGAGCGUUCUCGCUUGACACUGUUGUGUGGUCGUUCAAUGCCUACGAUAGAAUACCUUGUGUGAACGCGCAGUCAGCUCAAAUGCACCUUUACGUCGACGUGGGGAGAGCGUUUUCGCUUGACACAUGGCAGCCCGCAUUAGCCCUCCCGUCUAUGUGCAGAGAGUGCGUGUUUGAUGGACACAGCUUUGAGUCGCGGCAUACACUCUUUCACCGACUGCGACGUGGAGAGAGCGUUUUCGCUUGACACAGUUGUGUGUUCGUUUGAAGGUGUUAGAUAAAAUACCAUGCGUCUGCGCGCGGAGAGUGCGUUUGCUUGACUCGGUUAAUUGUUCGCCCAGACUGCUUGAGCAAUGACUGGUAUUACCUACUGUCGGGCCUGAAACUGCUAUUGCCUACUUUGAAAGGAUUUUGUUGCAUGCAAGGUCCGUAAAUUCCUCCAGUGCAAACUGAAAUCACGGAUAUGAUACAUGGCGGCGCCCCAUGCUUUUCUCUUCACUAUGAAGUCAAAACAAACAAACGCUAUCGAACCAUUUAAGCCUGGAUGUAAAGCAUAAAUUGGCAGUUUGAAAACAAACGUGAAAGUAUUAGAAUGAGCUUAAACGCCGACUGAGAGAUAGUCGCUGCAAACUAACUAAAGUAUUAUUCUCGAAGCGUGUGAAAUGUGAAAGAAUGAAUGCACUAAAAGUAAUAUUCGUGCAUUUGGAUCUCAAAACAUUCCCUUCAAAUUAUUUUAUUGGAUACAUUGAUUGUGGACGUCAGUAAGAAUUUAAACAAAGACUGUUUUAGACGCAUUUUUGAGCAAAGCUCUGGUUGUGAUAACUGUGUGUUUAAAUGUUGUCGAAGCUUUUAGAUGACGCGCACGGCUUAGCAGCAACCAGCGCAUCGCGGACCGAACGAAUACUUUUUUAAUAAUAGCACAUUACAUAAUUAUCCCAUUCAAUAGUGCAAUAGCCAUUAUAUGUAGGAAUAAAUGUGAUAUUACCCAUUUGAUAUCUCCAUGUUGGUUUAGUAUCAAAUUGUAUAUAAUAAAUAUCACUAUUUUAGAUACUAGUCUUAUAUAUACUGAAGAUUUUUAGCGAAUUAACAUUAAAAACAAACAUAUACCUACCCCAUGCACAUUAAAACUUGUAGAAAAUGCUUUUAUACUGUUUAAUACCCUAUGUAGAAAACGAAUACUGCCGUCAAGAUCUGUAUAAUUUCAAAGUUAUUAUAUGCAUCUUUCAAUGGGUUCCCUUGCUUUAUUAAAAAAUAUAAUUGAAUACAGAUGAAAUUUGAUAUUGGUCACAAAGUAAAAUAUAGAAACUUGUUUCUUUUUGUGUAUGUUUAAGCUCCAAUGAUUUUUUGGGGUUUUCUAAUCACACAAGAUUUAUUGUUUGUAGUAGUCGCCUAAAUUUAUGCCAGUAUUUUCCGUCACAAUUAUAGCUUACAGUCGUUUCUUUGACUGCUAGUCAUAAUUUCGUCAUAAGUCUACUCGUAAAAUUCUUUAUCAUAAUUUCAUGAUUAAUUGAAUCGCAUUUUAACGACUGUCUUAUUUGUGUACGUACCUAUGUAAAAUAAACUUGCAUAUCAUCAAAAUUACAAAUUCAGACAAUAAAAAUAUGCGGUUGGUCAUCGCCAUCGAUCACAUAGUUAUUUGAUAAAAUUUUGACCAUUAGUGACAAACAAAUAAAUGUGCCAAUACCUUUAUGUUCAUGUCAUGUGAUUGUAAUUUAUUUGUCUCACUGGAUUUUUACUUUUGUAUAUUUUGAUGUCAUGACAUUCCUAAAACUAAAUUUGAAUCAAUUAGAUAACUAAAUAUAAGUUUGUAAAUAUGUUUUAUGUGAUAUAACUCGAAUGCGUAGUCAUAAAUAUUUAAUAAAUGUAAUUAUUAUUAGUAAAUAUAGUUAAUUUUAAGCUUUUAUUUCACAGUGGUCUCGUUAGAGACAAUCAUAAUUAUUACGACAAAAUAACAGUACAAUAUUCUAAACUUUAAAUUAUGAAUAAUAUAGGUUCAUUUAGUGUAAUUUGCUUCGGAAUUGUACAGCGAUUAAUUUGUAUAACUGUUUUUUAAAACUAUCAAGCCAAGUAAACAAUGAUUAUAAUAUA
Molecule: messenger RNA, 4392 nt
Organism: Plutella xylostella (diamondback moth)
Lineage: Eukaryota; Metazoa; Arthropoda; Insecta; Lepidoptera; Plutellidae
Gene: Btk29A
Product: tyrosine-protein kinase Btk29A
Biological process (GO): protein phosphorylation; intracellular signal transduction
Molecular function (GO): ATP binding; protein binding; protein tyrosine kinase activity
Source: RefSeq, a predicted model, not a curated record